AUGACAGUCACCCAAUACGUACGGCCUGAUGGCAUUACUGAGCCUCGAUCCAGUGGGGUUGACGUUAUCAUCGUGGGACUCGGAAUCGCUGGUUUGGUGGCUGCAAUUGAGUGCCAUUACAAGGGACAUAAGGUCGUAGGCCUCGAGAAAAGCCAUGAUGUUAAGGUGUUGGGAGAUAGCAUCGCGUUGGGAAGUAAUGCCGCAAAGGUCUUGCAGCAUUGGGAUAACGGCAGAAUCUUGAAUGAGUUGACAAGUCAAUCGGAUGAUGUAGCCGCGAUGGAGAUCCUAGAUCCAGCGGGAAAGCUGUAUGCGAUGGAUUCCAUGGACGGGUAUGGCUUUGGAGAAGGGAUGAUCAUCCAUCGCGGAACCCUUGUCAAUGAGCUAUACCGCCAUGCUAGGUCUUUGGCGAUUGAUCUACGUUUUGGAUCGGCGAUCACUCAGUACUGGGAGAAUGAUGGCCACGCCGGAGUGGUGGUAAAUGGUGACCAGAGACUCUCAGCCGACUGUGUCAUUGGUGCAGACGGAGUGCACAGCAAAACACGGGAUUUUGUGCUCGGCUACCAGAUCAAACCCCAGGCUUCGGGGCUUGCCGCAUAUCGAGCAUGCUUCAGUGCAAAAUUGGUCUCAGGUGAUUCUGAGGCCAGUUGGGUCCUGGAGGAAGCUGGCUUACGCGACCGGAUGCGAAGGUACAUCACCGAUGGAGGCCUGGGACUGACACUAGCAACUGGAAAACGUGGUCAGAAUAUUAUCUGGCAGAUCUGGCAUCGAAACGACACGACGUCUGAGGAGUCGUGGGAAAAUACCACGAAGGCCCAUGUGGACGAUGCUCUCGCUCUCAUUCAAGACUGGCCAGUCUACUCGCGAGUGGCCGCAGUUCUAAGACAUACCCCAAGCGACAAGUUGGCCGACUACAAGAUCAUUUCCCGUGAUCCUCUGCCGACCUGGAUUUCUCAGGGUGGUCGCGUUAUGAUCAUUGGCGAUGCCGCACAUGCAAUGUCCCCUAUUGUAGGCCAAGGAGGUGGACAGUCUAUUGAGGAUGCCGCUACGCUGGCUAUCUGUCUUGAGCUAGCCGGUAAGACCCAGGUAAAAUCGGGUCUUCAAGCGGUUGAAGCCUUCCGACACCAGCGCACCAGGAUCAUCCAGGAGAGUGGUAAUGCGAUUUAUAGCCAGAUGCGUGAUCCUGACUGGGCGGCUAUCGAACAAGACCCCUCAAUGAUGAAAUUUCCCCGGCCACAGUGGAUCUUUGACUACGACGUUUACCGUGACGUUUACAAGGAGUUCCCAGCCGUUAUAAGGGCGGUACAGGAUGGGACCAAGUACCGACCGCAAAAUAUUCAUUCGGACUGCAAGUAG
Molecule: messenger RNA, 1353 nt
Organism: Penicillium atrosanguineum
Lineage: Eukaryota; Fungi; Ascomycota; Eurotiomycetes; Eurotiales; Aspergillaceae
Product: FAD-dependent oxidoreductase
Exons: 3
Coding region: 1-1353 (450 amino acids)
Biological process (GO): secondary metabolite biosynthetic process
Molecular function (GO): monooxygenase activity; FAD binding
Source: RefSeq, a predicted model, not a curated record